CCCGCAUUUACACCAUUGACAGUAAUUCCUCUUUCUUCUUCACCUCUUCGUCAUCUUCCUCUGCCUGAUCGAUCCAUGGCCGCCUUAAGCUUCUUCUUCCUAUUUUCCCUUCUUCUUCUUGUUCUCUUUCUCAUGGCGCCCCCAAGCAAUGCAGCUUCCAAUUGGCCCCCCAAUCCUGGGUACUUCCCAAGCUCCAAGUUCAGGUCCAUGGCCUUCUCCCAAGGCUUCCGAAACCUCUGGGGUCCUCAGCACCAGAAACUCCAGAACAGUGCAUUAACCAUCUGGCUUGAUACAACCUCAGGAAGUGGUUUCAAGUCGGUUCGCCCGUUUCGGUCCGGCUAUUUUGGUACUUCCAUCAAGCUCCAGCCCGGUUACACUGCAGGAGUCAUAACAGCUUUUUAUCUUUCGAACAACGAAGCUCAUCCGGGGUACCACGACGAGGUGGACAUCGAAUUCCUCGGAACCACGUUCGGGAAGCCAUACACAUUGCAAACGAACGUCUACGUACGAGGAAGCGGCGACGGAAAAAUCAUCGGCAGAGAGAUGAAGUUCCAUCUCUGGUUCGAUCCCACGAAAAACUUCCACCACUACGCGAUUCUCUGGAGUCCUAAAGAAAUUAUAUUCCUAGUGGAUGAUGUGCCCGUAAGGAGGUAUCCGAGAAAGAGUGCGGCGACAUUUCCACUAAGGCCAAUGUGGGUGUAUGGAUCCAUAUGGGAUGCUUCAUCUUGGGCCACUGAGGAUGGUAAAUACAAGGCUGACUAUAGGUACCAGCCCUUUGUCGGAACGUAUACAAAUUUUAAGGCGACCGGUUGCUCCGCCUACUCGUCGCGGAGGUGCCGCCCGGUCUCCGCCUCGCGGUACCGCUCCGGCGGGCUGAGCAGGAGGCAGUACACGGCCAUGAGGUGGGUGCAGAGCCACUACAUGGUGUAUAACUAUUGCAGGGACCCAAAGAGGGACCAUUCACUCACUCCUGAAUGCUGGCAUUCAAGUUAGAAAGCUACGCAGUGUGAUUUCUGCUAAGGUUUUGGAGAGGAAGUGAAGCUGCUGAUGAGUCAUGACUUUUCUUUUUCUGUUUCUUUUGUUUUUUUUUUUUCUUUUACCAAUUGUGCAAGUUAUAUUUAUUUACAUUGCAAAUUGAUUUGACACUCAU
Molecule: messenger RNA, 1150 nt
Organism: Diospyros lotus (date-plum)
Lineage: Eukaryota; Viridiplantae; Streptophyta; Magnoliopsida; Ericales; Ebenaceae
Product: probable xyloglucan endotransglucosylase/hydrolase protein 32
Exons: 4
Coding region: 76-993 (305 amino acids)
Biological process (GO): xyloglucan metabolic process; cell wall biogenesis
Cellular component (GO): apoplast; cell wall
Molecular function (GO): xyloglucan:xyloglucosyl transferase activity; hydrolase activity, hydrolyzing O-glycosyl compounds
Source: RefSeq, a predicted model, not a curated record